AUGGGUCAAGAGAUGCUCACGUCUACGCUUGUACUUAACAAAAUGCGGAAGCUGGUAUCACUCCCACAGAUUCCCGGUUCCUUAUUGUUCGUAGAUGCAAUGAAUUGCAAGUCCUUGGGGAUAUUAGAUUGCUCCUUUAGCAAUCCACGUAUUGAUCUCAACUUUCGAAACUGCUUCAAACUAAAUCAAGAAGCAAGAAAUCUCAUCAUCCAGGCAUCAACUCGUGGAGAUGUGGUCUUACCCGGAGGAGAAGUUCCUGCCUACUUCGCUUUUCGAUCUUCUCGUAGUUCCUUACAUGUGAAGCUGAAUGAAAAGUCUCUUCGUAAAUCAACACAAUUUAGGGCGUGCAUCCUUCUGGUUAAUGGUGCUAAAUUUUGCGAUCUAUUCAGUUUGGAAUGUAGAGUCACGUCCAAACAGAAUGCUCGCACUGCGUGUAUAACAAAGGAACACUUUCCAGGCCAAAUCUUUUCGGAGCAUUUGUAUAUAUUCAACGUUGAAGCAGAGGAGGUGACUUCCACCGAGCUUUAUUUUGUGUUCGACCUCAGUUUAAUGAUGCAGCCAGGUCCUAUCAACAUAUGUAUUAAAGAAUGCGGGAUACUCCAACUCUAG
Molecule: messenger RNA, 609 nt
Organism: Thlaspi arvense
Lineage: Eukaryota; Viridiplantae; Streptophyta; Magnoliopsida; Brassicales; Brassicaceae
Source: the annotation of a GenBank genome assembly